CUAUUAGUGGUGUCAAUGAUGGUCGGCAGGUACGGAGAUCCUUGGACACAGUCGGCAAAAUUCAGUUUGCGAGCUGCUGUGCGUCGAGCAUGACCAAGGCGAAGCGCGCCAAGGCGAACGCAGGACGAUGGUUGCUGCCGCCGAUCGUCCUCCAAGUCGUCCACUAUCUCGAUGAAGCCAGCGACGUCUUGGCCUGUCUACAUGCGGUGCCGAGUGACGCUCGUGACGAGGCCCUCGAUGCACUUGUGACGCUCCUCACACACGACGAGUUCUUGUGGCCGACGGCGGAAGUGGACGUCUUGAUAAAAUUGGACGAGGCGACAGUAAUCAAGGCACUGCCAGCAUUUGGCAAGCUAUUGAUCCACCCGUACAACCCUCGAGUCGGCGACUAUUGCUGCCGCACGCCGCUUCCGCCGACCGCCAAUGUCUACGUGACCGUCGACAACGUGCAUGAUCUCGAAUCCAAGUUUGGCAGCUGGGUACCGAGCAUUGUGCGCCUCGUCUUUAGCGCGGAGUCCACGCCGCUCGAGAGACGUGACCUUGCGCGCGAACUUGCUCCAUGUACUAACCUUCAGGAGCUUUACAUCAAUUGGGACGAUGCCGUUGAUCAAGCGCAGCUGGACGACGUCAUGGCGGCCGUCACUGCCUCGUGCCCGCGCCUUGCCCAUUUGCGCCUCUUCUCCCCGACGGUUGUGAAUCUGAAAUGCUGCAAGAGCCUUCUUCCGUGGCUGUCUCAACCAAAUGCACGUGUGUUCAAGCUCCUCAAAAUCGACUUUGCGCCGCGCGCCGCCAAGGUCAUGGCACACACGCUUCUCUCGUCAACGACGCUCCAAACGAUCAAGCUCUUUGGCUCUUCAAACGUCGUUGACGCGUUUUUUUACCCGAGCUCCCCACCGCUGCCCCGACAACUGCGCAACUUCGCGCUCCAUUUUGGGCUCACCUCGGUCGAUUCAUCGACAAUUGCAGCCAAGCUAUCACAAACGACCAUCCACAGCUUGGAUCUUCGCUUUUCUGAGUUGCGCGACCUCUUGUCCAUCAUGGCCACCUUCCCGCGGACAGUUAGAAGACUCCGCCUCUCGAGUGUCACGAUGGCGACGUUCCCGACGCUACCAAAGCUCCAGGAGCUUGACCUGUGGGCAGUGACCAUGACGAGUGAAGCUGUAGCAAGUUUGUCAGCGCAGCUCGCAGCUUCCGACUCGCUCGUCCGGCUCAACCUCGCAGAGGCAACCUUACCCAACGACCAGCUUGAAACGAUCCUGAGUGUGCUGCCACGCGUGCUCAGUAGCCAGAGACAAGCAUGCUACGUGCACCUUCCCGUUUCGAUCGAGACCGAGAUGCUUGUGACCGCCGUGUUUUUCCUCACGCGAAACACGCAGUCUGUGUGGCUGGACAUGACGGCCGACGACUCGCACGACGUGGCUUUGCGCCAGCGCCUCUUGGCAGCCUUUCGUGCGACGUCGCGCAUGAAAUUGGUCAUUGCGUGCAAUGGCGCGCCACGUCUGGACCGAAACUACGUCGCACAACUUGCGGCGCUGCAUGGCAUCGAGUACUUUGGCGGGUGGUUCCACUCGCCAAGCCGCACGCCGCGGCUGGCACCCGCGUAGUCACUGCUAAAAGUGCAAGUAUUUUGCAUGCUUCUUGUAUAAUGUUUUCCUGCGUGGACGCCGAC
Saprolegnia diclina VS20 is the source of this 1669-nucleotide messenger RNA. RefSeq lists its product as hypothetical. The transcript has a single exon. NCBI's taxonomy places the organism in Eukaryota, Oomycota, Saprolegniomycetes, Saprolegniales, Saprolegniaceae. The record is from RefSeq and is a predicted model, not a curated record. Bases 90 to 1604 code for a protein of 504 amino acids.